CCCGCCUCGCCCGGAGAGGCGCGGGAGGAGCUUGCGGGGCCGGUCGGCUCCUCCGCAUCCCGUCGGCCCUUGCGCGGCUGCGGCCUUGGGGUUUGUUGCGCGGGUGCCUCAGCGGCUCCAGAAGUUUCCUGGGGACGGCGGGAGGCAUGGCGGCGGCGGGAGCGGCCCCUCCACGGCUCUCCGACGGGGACAUCGACCGGGACCCGGGGGCAGCGGCGCAGGAACUGACAACGGCUUUGGAAAAGAAUCCAGAUGAUGCUGAAUGUUAUUGUCAACGAGCUUAUGCUCAUAUUCUUCUACAGAAAUAUGCUGAUGCUGUUGCAGAUGCAAAGAAGUCCCUAGAACUGAACCCAAAUAAUGCUGUAGCGCUCCUUAGAAAAGGGUUAGGUGAAUAUCAUAUCAAAAACUAUGCAUCUGCCGUAGAGUCUUUCAGAGAGGGACAGAGGCUGGACAAUGUAGAUGAUACCUUUUCUAUUUGGAUUAAAAGAUGUGAAGAAACACUAAACGCAUCACAGACAGAAAUGAAUACACAGCAGCAACCUCUGCCACCAAAGAUCAAAUAUGACUGGUACCAAACAGAAUCUCAAGUAAUUGUGACUAUAAUGAUCAAGAAUGCGCAGAAGGAUGAUGUCAGUGUGCAGUUCUUGGAGAAAGAGAUGAAUGCAUCGGUGAGACUUCCAUCAGGUGAAGACUACAACUUAAAGCUUGUUCUUCUUCAUUCUAUAGUGCCAGAGCAAAGUACAUUUAAAGUGCUUUCAACAAAGGUUGAGAUAAAAAUGAAGAAGCCAGAGGCUGUAAGAUGGGAGAAGCUGGAGGGACAGGGAGAUUCUCCUAAGUUAAAGCAAUUUACACCAGAUACCCAGCACUUAUAUCCAUCAUCCUCUCACUAUACAAGGAACUGGGACAAACUGGUAGUUGAAAUCAAAGAAGAGGAGAAGAAUGAGAAGUUAGAAGGAGAUGCUGCUUUAAAUAAACUCUUCCAGCAGAUUUAUUCAGAUGGUACAGAUGAAGUGAAACGUGCUAUGAACAAAUCAUUUAUGGAGUCUGGAGGCACAGUUCUGAGCACCAACUGGUCUGAUGUUGGUAAAAGGAAGGUAGAGGUCAAUCCUCCUGAUGACGUGGAAUGGAAAAAAUUCUAAUCCUGUUUUUAAUCUUUUACCAACUAUACGUUGCUAUUAUCAUGUACUGACCACAGUGUACGGACAUAGCAUUCUUGGAUACAAAGCACUGAAUGUUCCCUUGGAAACAGGAAUUGUCUUUACAUUUUGUGUGCUUUAGGAAUUCCUCCAUCUGCAGAUGUUAAAGGUAUACUCAAGAGCGGAACCCUAUUUUCAUUAUCUCUGUCUAAUUUUUGGAAACUGAGUCAAUCAUUCUAAAUUUUCUGCCACCUUUAUCAGUUCUGCCCUUUGGGGUAGGGUGAUCUCUAAUGGCUGGUCAGGAUUAUUGCCUUACGCCCGAUAUUUCUGUUCAAUAACUUAUUAGAUCUUGGCAACUUUGGAUAAAAACACUUUUCAACAACAGUGUUAAAAUUGUUUGCUCUUUAACUCUGCUAAAUAAAACUGUAAAUAUAA
This is a messenger RNA of Falco peregrinus (peregrine falcon), 1571 nucleotides long. RefSeq names its product SGT1 homolog, MIS12 kinetochore complex assembly cochaperone (gene SUGT1). The transcript is spliced from 13 exons. The coding region runs from base 147 to 1139 and encodes 330 amino acids. Gene Ontology annotation, biological process: protein stabilization. NCBI's taxonomy places the organism in Eukaryota, Metazoa, Chordata, Aves, Falconiformes, Falconidae. Gene Ontology annotation, molecular function: protein-folding chaperone binding. The record is from RefSeq and is a predicted model, not a curated record.